This is a messenger RNA of Temnothorax curvispinosus, 3423 nucleotides long. RefSeq names its product probable RNA methyltransferase bin3. Gene Ontology annotation, biological process: snRNA modification. The transcript has 6 exons. Bases 431 to 2497 code for a protein of 688 amino acids. NCBI's taxonomy places the organism in Eukaryota, Metazoa, Arthropoda, Insecta, Hymenoptera, Formicidae. Gene Ontology annotation, molecular function: snRNA binding; RNA methyltransferase activity; O-methyltransferase activity. The record is from RefSeq and is a predicted model, not a curated record.
GUGCGGCGCGAGCUUUCGGUCGCCGCUGCCCGCUCACACUCGACAAGCAGUUAUUCGCCAUCGUAGACGGGCAGGCGUUGCAUGGACGAUGAACGUCGCAGUUGCGGGCGAGACGUAGGAAGAGGAUUAUCGUGAGGAUAGUCAUACGAGCAAUUGGAAGAGAGAGGCGGGUGAGAGAAUCCGUUUGUUGAGCGACGGCAGCGACGGCGGCGGCGGCGGCGAUGGCGACGGUGGCGACGAUAGCGGCUGGUGGCUGGUGGUGGCGGCAGUAGCGGCGCGGCGGCGGUAGCGCACCCACCACGCUGUUGCCGCGCGUACCCACGCGUACCGACGACGCUGGCGUCGCCACGCGGACGAUAGAAAUUUUACCUGCCUCACCUGCCUGCCUGCUUGCCUGCUUACCUGCUUUUAGUGUAGAAAGUUGAGCAAAAUGUCUUCUGUACAAGUGGAUCGUCCUCCAAAAGUGGGUCAAAACAACAAGAAGGAGAACGAAAAAUCUAGGAAAGUUUUCAACCUCUCACACAAGAAACACAACAAGCAUGAUGACAAUCGCUAUUUCAAGUUCAGCAAUAGAAAGCGACCUCAAAGUAGCUUCUGCAGCAAUGGAAAGUCCUUUCCUCCCUACAAACGUAGAAAGAAUAAAGACAUCAUCCCUCCCACGAAAUUUUUGCUUGGAGGCAACAUUUGUGAUCCCUUAAAUCUAAAUAGCAUGCAAGAUGAGGAAAUAAAUCGGGCUAUGAACGCAGUGACCCCAAAAUCAAGUCCACUUCCUACUCCAAAACAUAAAAAAGAAGUUAUCGAAGUGAUUAUUCCUCCAAAUAUUUGUGAUCCUUUGAAUUUGACAAAUUGCAACGACAAUGAAGAGUAUGAAAAGCAGCUCAUUUCGCCUACGAAGAGAAAUUCGAAACGAAGAAAUAGAAAGAGGAAGAGAGCUCUUUCUGGAUCUGGAAAAGAUGAAGAAAAGAUGAAUUAUGAAAAGACGGAUUCCAACGAAGCAAAAAAAUCGAGAGAAAUUGAAGGAAACUGCACAGUAGAUGAAUCUCCAAUAGAAAGACUUUCUGGUGAAAAAAUUAGUUUAGAAGAAGCGCCAAGUGGACAAAGUGAAAAUUGUCUAAAAGAAAAUAAGACAGAAAGUCCACAGAAAGAUAAAAAUAAAUUACGAUUAAAGGGUUUAGAAGAAAUAAAGGAUAAAAGAUUGAGAAAAAUUGAUGCAAAGGAUAAAAUAGUGAGCCCAGUGAUUCCACAGCCUGGCGCAUGGAAGCCCAGGCCCCAACAUAGGCCCAGCCAGGAUAAGAAAAAGAAGCAGCAACAUCCAAUGCCCAAUUUUAGGCCUAAAGAUGCUAGAUAUCAAUAUGGGAACUACAAUAGAUACUAUGGGUACAGAAAUCCUCAUCAUGAAGUAGAUCCUAGAUUAAAAGUGUUUGCACAGCGAAAGCAACUAUUCCUGCUGAAGGACAUUCUGGAUAUUGGAUGCAAUAUUGGCCAUAUUACUCUAUCAGUUGCCAGGGAUUUUGGUGCAAAGAGUGUUACCGGGAUUGAUAUUGAUAGAACUUUAAUAAAUAUCGCUCGGAAGAAUGUGAAACACUAUGUUAAUUGCGUGCAAAGUCCAGCGAGCAAUGAGGAUAAUGACAAGAGGGACUCUUCAGACGCUAGCUUCUUUCCCAUGUCGAUGCCAAUUAGUUAUGGGCCUGUAGAUAUCCCAGGAUUUACAAAAAAUAAACAACAUAAGGGAUUCCCAUAUAAUGUUACUUUUGUACAGGGUAAUUAUGUGCUUGAAAACGACUCACUUCUAUGCGCGGAACAGACGCAAUUCGACACAAUCUUAUGUUUAUCCAUCACCAAGUGGAUUCACUUAAAUUUUGGCGAUACCGGAUUAAAACAAGCUUUCAAGCGCAUGCAUGCGCAAUUACGCCCCGGUGGAGUUCUCGUACUGGAACCUCAGGGUUGGGCCAGUUAUACGAAGAAAAAGAAUCUCACGGAACGGAUUUAUAAAAAUUAUCACAGUAUUGAGUUCCGGCCGCAUAAUUUCACGCAGUAUCUUCUAUCUACCGUUGGCUUUUGCAAGUGCGAAGUUGUCUCUAUAUCGCCUCACCCCUCCAAAGGAUUCCAACGACCUAUACAUCUCUUCACCAAGGCUGGUGGCCCUCCUUCCACUAUUACCGAACGAGCCGACGAUAACGUUACGAGCGAUACGAGCGAUACGGUGCAGAAUCGCCAAGAGAGAAUGACGAGAAGAGAUCAGGAAGAGAUCCGCGACAUGGAGAGAAUGAAGUACGAGCAGGAAUUAUUUCCGAAAGAAAAUAUCAAUAGAGGCAAUAUGUCGGAGAUCAGUCAACACAGUGGAGAUUUGAAUCAAUAUGAACAACUGGCGAACGUUUACGCACCCAGUGCAACGCCGAGCUAUGAUACUCCAAGCCGCAAUAGCGAUAGUCAACCUUUGGAUAGUCAGCCUUCAGAAAUAUCGAGGAUAAAAGAAGAGAAAGAAGAAAAUUUAUAAAUGAUGGAACAAGGAAGGAAAAAAUUGGAAAAGAAAAGAAAAAGGAGAGGAAGAGGAAAAUAAGAAAAUUAAGAUUAAUAAAUUUAGAACAAGACUAGAACGGAAAGACGAGGAAAGUCGAGAAGAGGAGGAGCAAGAGAAAAAAGGAAAAAAAGAAGAAACGAAAAGAAAAAGAAGAAAAUUAAAGUAUUAAUAAAUUAAAGAAAGAAACGGCAUAUUUUCGCACAUCUAUAGCACGGGAAAUUGAAGUAAACUUGAAAUUAUAUACGUUCCUUAUAUUUCUUCUGAAAAAUUUAAGACGUUUUGCUUCCUCAUAGAGGAAGCUUUGUUUUUUCCCAUAAUUUAGUUGUAAAUUACUCUCACGUUUAACUUGAUUUUUAUCUUUUUCAAUAUUAUUAAUUUUUCGCCAAUUUGUUGCAAAGAUAAGAUUUAUGAUUUAUUCGCAAAAACAAAAAAUACCAAUUCAAGAAAUAUGUGACCAACGAAUGUUAAAAGAAAAAAAAGGAAUAACACUUGAAGAAUUAGCAUGCAUUAGAUUCAAUCACUUCAAUUUCUCUAUUUUAGAUAUUUUCUUUUCUUCUUUCUUUUUUUUCUUCUUUUUCUUCUUUUAUAGAUACAAAGAGAAAUUCAAUUGAUGUGUUAAGGGUGCAGCGCGCGCCUUCAUUAUGAAAAUUUCAUUCUUAGAAUUGAUAGUAACAAGGAUCGUUUUUAGCACCUGCAGCAUCUAAAACUAAUUCCUAUCAUCGGAAUUAUACCGGAUUCUAGCUAAAUUAUAUAAAGUAAAAAACUUGUAGAGGAUGUGAAGCAGCGAUGGUUGAAUCUAUAAAUUAUAAAAGGUUGUAAAUUUGUGUAAUACUAGAGUUAAAUUAGAUUAGUUUAGGUUACAUUUCAUUCGAUUCUUAUGAUAUAAAGUCUGUUUAUCUUAA